This is a messenger RNA of Cannabis sativa, 2218 nucleotides long. RefSeq lists its product as uncharacterized. The record is from RefSeq and is a predicted model, not a curated record. Gene Ontology annotation, molecular function: phosphomannomutase activity. The coding region runs from base 127 to 2049 and encodes 640 amino acids. Gene Ontology annotation, biological process: carbohydrate metabolic process. The transcript is spliced from 8 exons. Gene Ontology annotation, cellular component: chloroplast stroma. NCBI's taxonomy places the organism in Eukaryota, Viridiplantae, Streptophyta, Magnoliopsida, Rosales, Cannabaceae.
GGUUGGUCUAAAAACUCUCCCCAUUUUUUAAGUAACAAACUAGAAAACGUAACAAGCAACCGAAAGGGCGCCAAUAUAAAUAGAAACAGAGAAAAAUAUACAAAACGACAUCGUAAUUCAAAAAUUAUGGCUUCAACGACUUCAACUUCAAUUUCUCCUCAAAAUUUCAGAGCCCAAAAGAAAAUACCAUCCAAGACCAAAAACCUCAGCAGCAAUUACAUUUCAUUCUCUUCUCAUUUAUUCAUUAAAAAUCCCAUUAUUUGUUCAUCAAAAUCUUAUUAUUCUACUAGUAACUAUAGUGUUAAAGCCAAGUUAAACGACAAUGAAGUUGUUGUCGUUGAUGAAGAGAUGGAUAAAAUUCGGAGGCUGCAAAACGGGUCGGAUGUUCGAGGUGUGGCGUUGGAAGGAGAGAAGGGGCGGGCCGUGGAUUUGACCCCGGCCGCGGUUGAGGCAAUUUCGGAGAGUUUUGGGGAGUGGGUGGUGGCAAUGUUGAAGCAGAGUAGUAACAGUAAUAGUAAUGGUAAUAGUAAUAGUAAUAGUAAUAGUAACGAUGAAGUUGUUAAAGUGUCGCUUGGAAAAGACCCGAGAGUAACAGGACCUUUGUUAAGUGGCGCGGUGUUCGCGGGGCUGUCGCGCGCGGGUUGUGCGGCGUUUGACAUGGGACUCGCGACAACUCCCGCUUGCUUCAUGAGCACAGUGUUGCUUCCAUUUUCCUUUGAUGCUUCUAUUAUGAUGACGGCAUCACACUUGCCAUACACUAGAAAUGGGCUGAAAUUUUUCACAAAGAAAGGUGGACUAAGUUCACCCCAAGUUGAGGAGAUAUGUGAGAAAGCUGCACGUAAAUAUGCGAAUAGGCUCACCAAGGUGUCCACAAUGCUCACUUAUCGCCCCAAAAGUGUCAAUUUCAUGAGUGCUUAUGCCACUCACCUAAGGGAAAUUAUCAAGCAAAGGAUCAACCAUCCACUUCACUAUGACACUCCUCUUCAAGGAUUUCAGAUAAUAGUAAACGCUGGAAAUGGUUCAGGAGGGUUCUUCACAUGGGACGUACUAGACAAACUCGGUGCCGACACCUUCGGCUCGCUCCACCUAAACCCGGACGGAAUGUUUCCUAACCACAUUCCCAACCCGGAAGACAAAAUCGCCAUGGCCAUGACAAGAGCCGCAGUAUUGAACAACACCGCGGACUUAGGAAUAGUGUUUGACACAGAUGUGGACCGUAGCGGUGUGGUGGACAACAAGGGUAAUCCAAUAAAUGGUGACAAGCUCAUUGCUCUGAUGUCGGCCAUUGUGCUGAGAGAGCACCCUGACACGACUAUUGUGACCGAUGCUCGUACGAGCAUGGCACUUACUAGAUUUAUCACCGCUAAAGGUGGUCACCAUUGCUUGUACCGAGUUGGUUAUAGGAAUGUUAUUGAUAAAGGUGUGCAUCUCAAUGAAGAUGGCAUUGAAACUCAUCUCAUGAUGGAAACAUCUGGCCAUGGUGCUCUUAAAGAGAAUUAUUUUCUCGAUGAUGGAGCUUACAUGGUGGUAAAGAUUAUCAUUGAAAUGGUACGGAUGAAGCUUGAAGGAUCAGAAGAAGGUAUUGGUAGCCUCAUAAAAGAUCUUGAAGAACCAUUGGAAUCCAUUGAGCUUAGAAUGAACAUAAUCUCACAACCUAAAGAUGCAAAGGCAAAAGGCAUUGAAGCCAUUGAAACAUUCAGACAAUUCAUUGAGGAAGGAAAACUUGAAGGGUGGGAGUUGGACGCUUGUGGAGAUUGUUGGGUGAGUGAAGGCUGCCUUGUCGACUCAAACGAUGAUCCGGCUGCCAUCGACGCUCAUAUGUAUCGAGCAAAAGUAUCGGAUAAGGAGCAUGGACAAUAUGGUUGGAUGCACAUAAGACAGAGUAUUCAUAACCCAAAUAUAGCCAUUAAUAUGCAGUCAUCACUGCCUGGUGGCUGCCAAACAAUGACUACAGAUUUCAAACACAAAUUUCUUAUGGCAAGUGGGGUACACAAAGUGCUUGAUAUUAGCCAAAUAGAAAAAUACGAGAAAAAUGGACAAGCAAAUUGACUGACUGCUAAGUCUUGUGAUAUUGUGAAGUAUAUUAUACAUAGCAAUAGAAAUCAAUGGUAGAGAGAGUACGUAACAUAGUAAUGUAAGUCAUCUCAAUGAAUUAUAUCAACUCAUUUCAGCCCCAAUUGAAAAUCGAAAAUAAUAAUAAAUAGUAGUUCUUCUUCAA